CGGAACCGGAGGAGAGCUGCUGAUUGACAGCCCUCCCGCUGCUCAGAGCUCAGCCGCUGAGGGCCUCAGUUCAUCUCCUCCCUCUGUUUCUCUUCUCGAAGGGAACCUUUCCCUUGUCUCCAAGAGAUCCUCCCUUGCUCGAGAUCUUCCUUCCCUACCUGGCGGCGACGACUGGGCGAGGGGCGGUCCAGCCCUUUGCCGGCGACGAGCGCCUCCUCCACUCCAGAAUCGUAGAUUGAAUCCUAGCCAUGGACUGCAACAAUAAUGAUCUUGAUAAGAAAAAUAAAGGAACAGAAGCUCAAGUAUACGUUCCUCAGGAUGCCCAAAGGAUUGUCCUUGCUUUUCUACCUGGUAGGAUUGUUGUGAAACUUCGCAGUGUGUGCAAGUUCUGGCGAGACUGCAUUGAAGAACCUAGUUUUGUGGACAGUCACCUAAACAAUGCUUACCGCUUCCACCAGUCCAUUGCUUGUUUCACCUCGCUUGAUCAUGGCCUAGUCCACAUGUACACAUUCGAUUCUGCCACAAUGAAUUUCAGAAGCGUGGAACUCGUGUUCUCAAAUAGGUUUCAAAUGUCAGGCCCCUGCAAUGGCUUGGUGUGCUUGUAUGAUAUAAAAGACGACGCUGAGGUCUUGAAUCCCACAACAAGGAAGCACUUGAGGCUGCCAGAUUCAGUACUCAAGUCACGGUCUCUUUACUCUGAAUAUUUUGUUGGAUUUGUGCACUCCACAAAAGAAUACAAGGUGGUCUCUGUCCGUCACUGUGUGCGGUUCUUGGCAUUUGAAAUAUGCACUGUUGGUGCGUUGUCAUGGAGAACAAUACGUGAAUCUGCAGAGCUUCUAAAGGCAACGAAGGCAGUUAUUGUUAAUGGUAGCAUGUACUGGCUACUUCUUCGCAAGGCAUCCUCCAGUUUGUCUCGAGAAAUCCUGAUGCUCAACCUGACAGAUGAGACGUUCACAAAAAUUGCCAUCCCUGAUGCUGUAAAAAAACAUGAUAUGGAAUUAUUCGAGGGGGAAGGAAAGCUUCUUUUGUUGUCAAAUCGUUAUGAUAGAUCAUCAAAAAAUACAGUUUCAGAUAUUUGGGUGGUGGACUUGACUCAUCAAGAGUGGAUUCACUUACAUACAGUUGCUCCUCGGAUGCCUGUGGGCAUGAACCCAUUUUUCCAGCUCAAGUCGAAGAUCUUCUUUGGCAACCAAAAGAGACUCGUCUGUGUAGAUCUUGAAGAUCGUACAGUUUCAUACAUUGACAUGCCUUCUUGUGAGACUUUGAUAUCUUGUGGCAUGUUUGUGGAGAGUUUUGCACCUGCUGUGACAGGCUUGGUGAGCUCUACCGCGUCAUCAUAUGGUAACAGUUCUGGUCUCAAUGAACCAUCCUCAGCAGACCCUGGACAAUCUUUUCGAAAUGCUGAAUCAUCCUCGAUAGGCUGUGAUCAAUCUUCUGGUCUCACUGGAUGGUCCUCAGCUGACUUUGAGCUGUCCUUUAAGAGAGCAAAGAGAACAACGAACAUGGUGUGGAAGAUAUUGAAACAUGGUGGUCUAUCCCUGGGCUGAACAUCAGCCGGUUCCUUUAGGCUCAUACGAGUUGCCAUCUUUUGUGGGUAAGGUGCGAUGCUGUGUUUGCUCAUUGGUAUGGUACUGGUGGGAAUAAUAAGCCAUGGGCCCAUGGCAAUGGACAGAGUAUACCCAGAAAAAAAGGGUGGGAACUGAAUAAACAUCAAGCUAGGAGCGCCUGGCUUGGUCUAUGGAUUAUCCUUUCCGGACACAUCGGCUGGUUCCUUUUGCCUCGUACAAGCCGCCAUCCUUUGUGUGUGCUGUAUUUGUUCAUCACUGUGGUACUGGUGGAAGUACAACGAAGCCAUGGCAAUGGGACAGAGUAUACUAAAGGAACUGAAUAAACAGCAAGUGACAUGGCUGUGACUGUGCUUCAAAAAAGACAUGGCUGUGACUGUAACCUAUAAGUUGUGGGCAAUAAUGUUUACCCCUGCUUGUGGGGUUUGUACAGCUGAGAAAUGCUGAGGUUAUCGUUUCGCUCUGUACCUGUAAGCUGUGUCUGUAUGUAUGCAGUGAGUUUGUGAGCAAAAUGAAUCAGCAAAAACUGCUCAUUAUAUUAUUA
Panicum virgatum (switchgrass) is the source of this 2109-nucleotide messenger RNA. Its product is annotated as F-box protein At3g07870-like. The transcript is spliced from 2 exons. Lineage: Eukaryota; Viridiplantae; Streptophyta; Magnoliopsida; Poales; Poaceae. The coding region runs from base 249 to 1547 and encodes 432 amino acids. Gene Ontology annotation, molecular function: protein binding. The record is from RefSeq and is a predicted model, not a curated record.